Messenger RNA from Erigeron canadensis, 2001 nucleotides. RefSeq names its product dicarboxylate transporter 2.1, chloroplastic-like. Gene Ontology annotation, biological process: transmembrane transport. Gene Ontology annotation, molecular function: transmembrane transporter activity. The record is from RefSeq and is a predicted model, not a curated record. Gene Ontology annotation, cellular component: membrane. Lineage: Eukaryota; Viridiplantae; Streptophyta; Magnoliopsida; Asterales; Asteraceae. Bases 143 to 1807 code for a protein of 554 amino acids. The transcript has 4 exons.
CAAACAAAAUUUCUGUGGCGGACUUUCUUCUUCUUGUACAUCUUAGAACUCUCCGCUCACCUUCACUGUCAAAUCAAUCCCCCAUUUCUUCUUCAAUUCAAAAAAAUCUCAAAAACCUUCAUUUCCUUAAUCUUCAACAACAAUGGAAGCAUCAGCCCUUUUUUCAACUUCUUUCCACCCACCUUCCCUCCAUCUCCGAUCUCGUCAUUUCAUUUCCAAAACCCCCAAUUUCCCAACUUUACUCCGAUCACCACCGCAAUCCACCACCACCACUCGCCACCCUCUUUUUUUCACUAAAAAACACAACUUUCUGACUCUUUCCCCAAACCCCAUCAAACCCUUUUCAGCAUCUGCCUCAAAUUCAAUCACAACAAAACCCGAAAAACUACAAGGUGCCAAGAUUUUGCCGUUAUCGCUAUCGAUUGCAAUCGGUUUGCUUGUUCGUUUCGCUAUUCCAAGACCAAUUGAAGUGACCCCACAAGCUUGGCAACUUUUGUCUAUCUUUGUAUCUACAAUUGCAGGUCUUGUGUUAUCGCCAUUGCCCGUUGGAGCUUGGGCUUUAUUGGGGCUUACGACGACAAUUGUAACGAAAACGCUUACUUUUACUACUGCUUUUAGUGCUUUUACUAAUGAAGUUAUUUGGUUGAUUGUCAUUUCUUUCUUUUUUGCUCGUGGGUUUGUUAAAACGGGUUUAGGGGAUCGAAUUGCGACGUAUUUUGUUAAGUGGUUAGGGAAAAGUACAUUGGGGUUGAGUUAUGGGUUGACUUUGAGUGAGGCUUUGAUUGCUCCUGCUAUGCCUAGUACUACUGCUAGAGCAGGUGGUGUGUUUUUACCGAUUAUUAAGUCGUUGUCGCUUUCUGCUGGGAGUAAACCGAAUGACCCCUCUUCGAAAAAGCUAGGGUCGUAUCUCAUUCAGUCUCAGUUUCAGUGUGCUGGAAACUCUAGUGCUCUUUUCCUGACUGCUGCAGCACAAAACCUGUUGUGUCUGAAACUAGCCGAAGAACUUGGUUUAGUCAUUGCAAGUCCAUGGAUUUCAUGGUUUAAGGCUGCCAGUUUACCUGCUUUUGUUUCACUUCUACUUACUCCAUUCAUCUUGUACAAAAUCUAUCCUCCGGAAACUAAAGAUACACCAGAUGCACCUGCCAUGGCUGCAAAGAGACUUGAAGCCAUGGGUCCUGUCACAACUAAUGAAUGGGUGAUGAUUGGCACCAUGCUUCUUGCUGUCUCUCUAUGGGUUCUUGGGGAUUCUAUUGGAAUACCAAGUGUUGUUACUGCAAUGUUGGGAUUAUCUGUACUAUUGUUGUUAGGAGUUCUCAAUUGGGACGAUUGCUUAAGCGAAAAAUCGGCAUGGGACACUUUGACUUGGUUUGCAGUACUUGUUGGCAUGGCAGGUCAAUUGACAAACCUUGGAAUAGUGACAUGGAUGUCUAAUUGCGUAGCUAAAUUUCUUCAAUCUUUCUCUUUGAGUUGGCCCGCUGCAUUUGGUGUUCUUCAAGGAGCUUACUUCUUAAUCCACUACAUGUUUGCUAGUCAAACGGGCCAUGUGGGAGCCUUAUACUCUGCAUUCCUUGCUAUGCAUUUGGCAGCUGGGGUCCCUGGUGUAUUGGCAGCACUUGCUUUAGCUUACAACACAAACUUAUUUGGUGCUCAAACUCACUAUAGCAGUGGUCAAGCUGCUGUUUACUUUGGAGCCGGUUAUGUAGAGCUUCCAGAUGUAUUCAGAAUCGGAUUCAUCAUGGCUUGUAUUAACGCAGUGAUCUGGGCAGUUGUCGGGGGUGCAUGGUGGAAGUUUUUGGGAUUGUAUUAAUUCUCAAGUUCCAUUUCACGUAGAUAUCUUUUUCAUUGGAUAAACACCCUUCAUUACGUGAUAGGGUUUUGAGCACAAAGGGAGCCACACAUAUUUUUUUUUGUUUGAGUUUUGACCUUUUCGUGGAUCAAUCAUGAUGACCAUGUGUAACAUUGACUCAAUUUAGAAAUCAAAAUCGUUUAGUUUUUGGAGCA